Molecule: messenger RNA, 1571 nt
Organism: Asparagus officinalis (garden asparagus)
Lineage: Eukaryota; Viridiplantae; Streptophyta; Magnoliopsida; Asparagales; Asparagaceae
Product: tetratricopeptide repeat protein 5-like
Exons: 13
Coding region: 16-1275 (419 amino acids)
Molecular function (GO): protein binding
Source: RefSeq, a predicted model, not a curated record
GUGCAGCAGGGCAGAAUGAGCAGCGGCGGCGGAGGAUCGGAGCCGGCAAUCGCAGAGGCGACGGAGGCUAUUGACGAGCUUUAUCGUGUCCAUGAUACUUACUUCCCCAUCGAUCAAGAAGACAAGAACUCCAAGCUCCAAACCCUAGCUGAUGCCGCCCUCUCCCUCCUCGAUUCCGUACCCUUCGAAGAAAGGAGGUCUCCAUCCCAGCGUGCAGCUCAUGAGUUCUUAAGGGGAAAGAUACUAAAUGUAUUUCCUCACUAUCAGAAGGAAGCUGAAGAUCAUUUGUCCAAAGCUGUUAAACUGAACCCAUCUCUUGCUGAUGCAUGGUUAUGCUUAGGUAUGUGCCUUUGGAAGAAGGGAGAUUUGCCCUCAGCAAAGAAUUGCUUUUCCUUAGCACUGAGCAAGGGGGCAGAUAAGAAAAUACUUUGCCAGCUUUCAAUGCUCGAAAGAAAAAUGGCUCAAGGCGCAGAAAAUCAGUCACAACUAGUUGAAGAUAGCAUUCAUCAUGCUAAGGAAGCUGUCAUGCUGGACAUAAAGGACGGAAAUUCCUGGUACAAUUUAGGAAAUGCAUAUCUCACAAGCUUUUUUGUAACGGGAGCAUGGGAUCAUUCAAAGCUUCAACAAUCACUGAAAGCAUAUCAAAAUGCUGAGAAAAAUGAGCUGAUGAUAUCUAACCCAGACCUCUAUUUUAAUUCUGCUACUGCCAACAGGUACCUUGAAAACUAUGAAAGGGCUCUCGGAGGAUUUGAAGCUGCUUCCUCGAAGGAUCCUAGCCUUAAUGCUGAGGGAGAAGUUAAAAAACUUAUUAAUCUUCUUGACAAGAUAGAAAGUUCUAUUAAGGUGCAGGCCAGGGCUAAACAACUGAUGUCUGCUCUGUCAUCUUUGCGCGAAGUUAAUUUGAACUCAACACAUAAAAGAGUGACAAUCAAUGUCCUUACAGAAGGGCUGAACAAAGCAGUAGUGGUAGUCGCAAAAGUGCUUCUAUUUGUAAAGCAUGACAACAUAGCCCCAUUGUACUUUUUAGCAUGCGAUGUGGAACAAGCUAUUUUUGUUCUAUCGGUUUAUGGACUACUUUGUGAUGCAAUCAAGGAAGGGGAUCGAAUAACAUUGUUGGAACCAUAUCACAGAGUAAUCGAUUUUUCAUGGAAAGGCAAGCACUAUCAAUUCAAAUCUAUCCGCGUGGAUUUUGUGGAACAAAUUCUAGUGAAUGAAAAGACACCCGCUCCGUAUCAUGCAACCCGGGCUUCCAUUCUUGCGCAACAUAAACCGUGAUAGUUCACUUUGUUACUUGCAAUUUCAUGCUAGCAAACUUGCUUUUCUUGGUUUCCUUCUGGUUGCAUAUGUGUGAUCUACAAAGGGUUUGCGUGCAUGGAGAAGGUUUGUAUUUGUGAGAGCUUGUGUGAUCUUCGGUUUUGGCUAUGUUCUGGUCUCUUUUCCCCUUCAUUGGUGUAAUUAUUGCUCUGAGUACAGUUUUGCACAUCCGUGUUAAGGCUGAAAUCAUCUGAAGUGAAUGUAGCUGUCUAUGCAAUUUUUUAAACUUCUUUGUAGAUAAAUCAUUUUCAUCUAUA